This is a messenger RNA of Quercus lobata, 1281 nucleotides long. RefSeq lists its product as uncharacterized. NCBI's taxonomy places the organism in Eukaryota, Viridiplantae, Streptophyta, Magnoliopsida, Fagales, Fagaceae. Bases 1 to 1281 code for a protein of 426 amino acids. The record is from RefSeq and is a predicted model, not a curated record. The transcript has 3 exons.
AUGCGUGAGGGAGAGACCCUAAAGGCGUAUUCGGAUAGGUAUUGGGAGAUGUAUAACGAGUUGGAUGAGAACCACGAUGAUGUCGCUAUUAGUACAUUCAAAAUCGGUCUCCCCACCGAGCAUGGCUUAAGGAAAUCUCUCAUUGGUAAACCUGUUGCCAACGUUCAUCAGUUGAUGGAUAGGAUUGACAAGGUACUGUUUGUGGCUCGGCUCUCCGCCGAGGACAGGGAAAGAGAAUCUAAAAGGUCAAAAAAGGGAAGCUCUCUAAUAUUGGGAUUCUCGGACGAGGAUAAAAGGGGAACUAUCCAACCUCACGGCGAUGCCUUAGUGGUUACACUAAGAAUCGGAGGUUUCGAUGUAAAGAGGGUACUGGUAGACCCGGGUAGUGCGGUAGAGGUAAUGUACCCCGAUCUGUACAAGGGGCUGAACUUAAGGCCGGAGGAUUUGACGGCUUAUGACUUUCCCCUUAUCAGCUUCGAAGGGAAGAUUGUUGUACCAAAGGGGCAGAUCAGAUUACCCAUACAAACUGGGUCAGAGGGGAGAUAUUUUUCGAGACAGGCUGGACAAAGCAACAUGCAAACGGUUAAUGCCGUGUUCAGAGAACCAGUGCAACAAGUUCUGGAGAAAGUAAAGAAUGAACCCUUCUUCAGAUGGCCGAGAAAAAUGGCUGGAGACCCUGCGAAACGCAACCAGAAACUGGUGUUGUUUGUGGCUCGGCUCUCCGCCGAGGACAGGGAAAGAGAAUCUAAAAGGUCAAAAAAGGGAAGCUCUCUAAUAUUGGGAUUCUCGGACGAGGAUAAAAGGGGAACUAUCCAACCUCACGGCGAUGCCUUAGUGGUUACACUAAGAAUCGGAGGUUUCGAUGUAAAGAGGGUACUGGUAGACCCGGGUAGUGCGGUAGAGGUAAUGUACCCCGAUCUGUACAAGGGGCUGAACUUAAGGCCGGAGGAUUUGACGGCUUAUGACUCUCCCCUUAUCAGCUUCGAAGGGAAGACUGUUGUACCAAAGGGGCAGAUCAGAUUACCCAUACAAACUGGGUCAGAGGUGAUAGAGGUGGACUUUAUCGUGGUCGAUGCUUACUCGCCCUACACUGCGAUAGUAGCUAGGCCAUGGAUCCAUGCUCUGGAUGCCGUGUGUUCUACACUUCAUCAAAAGGUAAAAUACCCCUCUGGAGGCCGAGUGGAAGAGGUUCGUGGAGAUCAAGCCAUGGCUAGGCAAUGUAUGGUGGCUGCCAUCUCGCGCCAAUCGAAUGCUGAGUCCUCGGCUUCUGAAAACUUAUAG